This is a messenger RNA of Ostrinia furnacalis (Asian corn borer), 1134 nucleotides long. RefSeq lists its product as uncharacterized. The transcript is spliced from 3 exons. The record is from RefSeq and is a predicted model, not a curated record. Bases 91 to 1134 code for a protein of 347 amino acids. NCBI's taxonomy places the organism in Eukaryota, Metazoa, Arthropoda, Insecta, Lepidoptera, Crambidae.
UUUGUACAUAUUUUUCUUAAUAUUUACCUGUUUUCUGAUAUAUUCUUUAUUUAUUUUUAUUGUUCUGUUGAAUAUAAUUAAAGUUUGAAAAUGCCUUGCGGUUGUUGCGGGAAUGGCUUUGUAUUCGGGCAUCUUAUGUACAUAUUGGAGAAGAUAGCAGCAUUUUGUGCUAUGUCUGCUAUUAUAUCAUGCAUCGUGGUCACUGUAUUGGUCAGUAUAGGUCUGGGAGUGGGUAUUGGCUAUAAUUAUUGUUUUGUCGAUAUGAAGCACACGAGGCUUGAUGCGGUCAACAAAUACCAAAAAACCGAGGGUCGCCCAGGUGCUAUUGCUUUGUCUGGGGAUGAAAAAACGACUGAAACUACUCUUAAUACUGAUACCCUUAUAACCCAUCCUCCUUCUACUACCACAACAACUACAGAGCUUUCAACGACAGAAAUGAGCAUGGAAUCCUCAAGUAAUGGACUAACUCCUAGUACAGAACUAACUUCUAAUGCUUUGAAUGGAAGUGCUACACGCAGUGGCAAUAAAUUUUUAGACGACACAGACCAAAAAGUACUUUCAAAUACAGUUGGUAGUGAUUUGGCGGAAUUAUCAGAUGAUCAAGAGAUCCCCUCCUUUCCUAACAUCCCUAGUUUAAAUAUUAUCCCAGAGUUAGUUUCUGACAUACCCCAUUCACCCAAUUUCCCUGGAUCUCUUCGUAGAAUCCCAGUCAUUCACAGUAGAGUCAAGCCAGUGGAAUCUGGACAACGUCAGGUUGGCAAAACAAAACGUCCGAAAUCCAAAUUAUUUGAAGAUGAAAGAAAUGAGGACUUUGAUAAAAUAAGAGAAGGGAUAAAAGCCAAUGCAGAAGACAUGGAUAAAGAUCUUCGUGGAAUGAAACAUGGGAAAAAAACAGCUUUUGAAAAAGAGCACAACGAUGAAGCGGAAUAUGAUGAAGUAUACAAAGAAGUGAAGUAUAGUACUACUCCAAAACUGAAGAUACUAUACAGGAAAAAACAUAAAAAACUUACAGAAACCACAAAAUGGAUGCCCACGAUUGUAGUACCGUUGAAGAAACAUGCAAACAUGUCUCCAUUGAUAUCCAAGAUUUUAGCACAAAACAAAAACGUUACUUUGCAGUUCAUAACAGUUUGA